Messenger RNA from Tarenaya hassleriana, 666 nucleotides. RefSeq names its product histone H3.2. Gene Ontology annotation, molecular function: structural constituent of chromatin; protein heterodimerization activity; DNA binding. Gene Ontology annotation, cellular component: nucleosome. Lineage: Eukaryota; Viridiplantae; Streptophyta; Magnoliopsida; Brassicales; Cleomaceae. The record is from RefSeq and is a predicted model, not a curated record.
GUCCUCUCAUCCCCGUCACAGUCUCUUCUUCUUAUAGAAAUCAAAGCAAGAGGAAUAUCUGUUCUUCGCGAUCUUCUUCGGUUUUGAAAUGGCUCGUACCAAGCAGACAGCGAGGAAGUCCACCGGAGGCAAGGCCCCGAGGAAGCAGCUGGCGACGAAGGCGGCGAGGAAGUCGGCUCCGGCGACCGGCGGUGUGAAGAAGCCGCACAGGUUCCGUCCGGGAACUGUGGCUCUCAGAGAGAUCAGGAAGUACCAGAAGAGCACUGAGCUUCUGAUCCGUAAACUGCCAUUCCAGAGACUGGUUCGUGAGAUUGCUCAGGAUUUCAAGACGGAUCUUCGUUUCCAGAGCAGCGCCGUCGCAGCUCUCCAGGAGGCGGCCGAGGCGUAUCUCGUUGGGUUGUUCGAAGACACCAACCUUUGCGCGAUCCAUGCCAAGAGGGUCACGAUUAUGCCCAAGGAUAUCCAGCUGGCGAGGAGGAUCAGAGGUGAGAGACUUGACGGAGGAAGACUGGUCUGGUUAUUCCGUUUUUUGCUUUGUAUAUCUUCUGGGGUCUGGCAGGUUUCUACUUGUUCGUUAGGUAUAGUUGCUCGUGCUUAAGAUUACGUCUUCCAGGUGUUUGUUGAAAUGCUUCAAUGAAUUUUUGCUUCCUUGGCAUUUUGAUUACA